Molecule: messenger RNA, 828 nt
Organism: Dermatophagoides pteronyssinus (European house dust mite)
Lineage: Eukaryota; Metazoa; Arthropoda; Arachnida; Sarcoptiformes; Pyroglyphidae
Source: RefSeq, a predicted model, not a curated record
UUUGGUUGAUAAUUUGGAUUCUUUGAAUUGAGAUAAACUUUGAACGAAUUCACCAAUUACAGUAAACUUUCUUUACAAUAGUGUCCAAUUUCUUGGAAAUUUUUCUUCGAAUAUCUUUUUUCCCUCGUUUUACUGAUAGCAAUUUCAACAGAAAUUUCAAAAAAUCAUCAAAUCAUGAAUACGGCAAAUCAACGAUUAAAAUCAAUAUCAUCAUUAUCAUCAUCGAUUGUAUUGAUUUCCAUUAUUAUAAUUAUUGCCAUAUUGAAUAAUAAUAAUGAACAAAAAAAUCAUGUUAAUGCUGUACGUACAAUGGAUUUUCCAACCGUUAUACGACGUUUAGAUUGUUCAUCAUUUUGUCGUCGUACAAAAUUUAAUGGCUAUGUUGGUGGUUGUCAUUGUGGAUUUACAUUAUUUUCACGUAAACGUUCAGGUGGUGGUUUUCAACCAUCAACAAUGGCAUUAGAACCGAUACAACAACAACAACAACAAUCAUCAUUAUCACCAUCAAUAUCAUAUAUGGGCAAUAAUUUUGGCGAACAACAACAACAACAAAAUGAUGAUAAUGAUGAUUUUAAUAUGCCAUUGGCAAUGUUAAAAUUAUCAUCAUCAUCCAAAAUGAAAGAAUAUUCAGAAAACUUGAACAACAACAACAACAACGAUAACAUCAAUGACAAUAAAGAAAAUUUGAAUAAAUUAUAUCUUGGUGAAAGGUGAACGAAUAUUUAUUCCAGCAAAACGAUCAUCAUCAUCAUCAUUGGUCAUCCUAUGGUCAUCAUCAUCAUGCAUUUCUAUCCAUAGAUCUCAGCAUCAUCAUUGAAAAAUCAUUGA